AUGUCUACAAAAACGGUCCCGACGCGCGGUGCGCAAGGGAAACCAGUCGUUGGAGGUGGUCUUCCAAGUCAAACACUAUACUGUACCAAUCUGCCGGAUAAACUCCGCAAGUAUGAUUUACGGCUCUCGCUCUACACACUUUUUUCCACCUACGGCGUGGUUUUGGACGUCGUGGCCAUGAAGACCGAAAAAAUGCGCGGUCAAGCCCACAUUGUUUUCAAAGAUGUCCAAUCCAGUACGCAGGCUAUGCGCGCGCUUCAAGGGUUUGAAUUUUUUGGUAAACAAAUGAAAAUUGUCUAUGCCAAGGGCUCGUCAAAUGUCAUCGCCAAGCUCCGUGGGACCUACAGUGCACCUUCCGGGGCUCCUACAGGGAUCGUUACAACAGACCUCCAGAAGUCGAUUUUCAGCGGCCCCCCCGGGUCCACGGCAUUGCCCCCCAAGCCUGCCGGCGAUGUUAAUGGCGAUGCUCAGGCAGCGCAUGGUGUCAAACGGCCGCGCGAAGAUGAAAGCGAUGAAGAAGAAGCGCCCAUGGAUGAAGAGAGCGAUGUGCCCAUGGAGGCUUCAUCCGAUGAAGAUUAG
Molecule: messenger RNA, 579 nt
Organism: Aspergillus candidus
Lineage: Eukaryota; Fungi; Ascomycota; Eurotiomycetes; Eurotiales; Aspergillaceae
Product: U2 snRNP complex subunit MSL1
Exons: 3
Coding region: 1-579 (192 amino acids)
Molecular function (GO): RNA binding
Source: RefSeq, a predicted model, not a curated record